UAUAUUGUGUGUAUACCGACGGCGAAUAUACAAAUAUUUUGUGCAUUUUUAUUUUUAUUGGAAUUACGGCCGUAAAACAAGUGAUAAUUUUCAAAAUUGAACAAUUGCAUCAUCAAUGCACAUCAAUCGGGCAAUAAAUCAAAUGAUGAAUUUGUCAUGUUUUUAAAUAGUAAAACGGUUUGUACGUGUUAGUAGUACCCAAUUCGAUUGUGAUUGUAUGCGUUCAUACGAAAAUAUACAUGCCGAACGAAGUAGUACGGUUAUCAGCCAUUCAAUACACAACACACAACACUGACACUGGCCCGUCAAAUAUCAAAUGAGUAUACGCGCCUGUGUUUGUGUUUGUGUGUAUUAACGGCAACACGAAGAGAAAGAGAGACAGAACGCAAAGGAAAGAAAAACUACAACGGUGGCUCAUACAGGCGUGUGUUCAUGGUGUUGAAAUGCUCGCACUGACAAAUAACUUACUUAAGAAGUGAUUCGUAAAGCAACAAAAAAAAAAUAAUAGAGGAUAAUUAUCGUCCCUUCAUAUUUUCUGUUCGAAGAACGAGAAAAUAAAAGAAGAAUUUCGAGUGAAAAAAAAAAUACUCUCAAUCGAUUUGUAGUGAAACAAAAAAUCAUUGAAAUUCAAUCGUAAAAAGUUAUAUGGUUCUAAACUCGAAACGAGGAAAAAAAAUCACUAUUAUCGGUUCGGAUUAUUCAACUGCCCACAAGUAGAAAAAAAAUAGAAGUGAAGAAAGAAAGAACGAAACGAAACGAGAGAAAAAAAAUUUGCCGCUGCAAUUGAAUAUAUAAAAAAAUCAAAAGAGCGAACGAGCCAAAGAGAACAGCGCAAAAAAUUGAUAGAAACUAUUUGAUAAAAUCAAGUGAGCCUCAUAGCUGUUCGGAGUGAGAGUGUGACGUACGAAAAGCGAUUCAUUUAAAAAGCGGAAACAGCCAAAAAAAGACAAGAGACACAAGAAAAAAAUCGCCGAAUUUAUUCCAAAAACGGAGAAACAGAGACUGCUCGACUGUUUCUUUUUUUAAAAUUUAAAUAGAUAAUAAGACAUCACACCGGAUUGUUUUUUUGUGUGUGUGUGUGCGUGUGUAUACGAAGAGAAAAGGAGAAGAGGAAGAAUACAUCUUGCACCGAUCAAAUCAUCGCAAUCCCGAAUGAUAAGGAAUAUCACUUAAUAUCAAUACAAACGGAACUGUUUUUCUUCGGUUUUUUUUUCUUUCUGUAUUAUUUAAUUAUUGUGACACGUUCAGAUUAUUUUUUUUGUGCAUAAGAAAAGAGAGGCGAACCACCCGAACGAAAUUUAUUCACGAACAGGUAGCUAUUUUAUCGCUUUUAUUUUUUUCGUUCUUGCUCUCUCUCUCUCUCUUGUCUUGUCUCUCUUCUCUUGUGUAGCAACAGUCAAGACAAGAGAAAAAAUAAAUAUUAUUCAUUUUCGACCAUAGAAGCGAAGAAAAAAAAUCUUUGCCUUGCUUCCUCACACAUUGCGCUUGCCAUUUUUGAUCAUUUCGCUUAGCAACUGUAUUUGUUGUUGUCUAAUCGUCUUCAUCGUCGCUGUUGUCGCAUAUUCAUCUGUUUUCUUGCGCUUCAUACAUACUCGCUUUUCUUCACACACACACAUUCGAUUCAUAGAAGAAAACGAAUCAUGGAACUGCAUGAAGGGACAGAAAAAAACAACAACAAGUAACGUUCGCAUUAGAUAUUGGCUCUCAUUGUCUCGCAACAUUUCGCAUUUCAUUGAUCAACAAACAUUAAUCGAUCAAAUUGUCAUUUUGGUGUUUUCAUUCGGUUAGUUGCUUGAAAAAAAUUCACUAUUCGUGCCUGUGUGUGUGUGAGUGUGUUUUUCAUAAUUCGACAUUUGAGCUAACCCCAAAUGUGUGCCCUAUCUUGUGAUGUUUCCACUUUGAGCCGUCGUAAUUCAAUCUUCAACGAUUUCAUUCAAUUGAAUGAGGCUCUUUGUGGCCACACACACACACACAAACACACACACGCACACACUAAGGCCACUUUUCCGCGUGUUUCACAUAGAGAUUUGCACAAAGAGAGCAAACGAGCAUAUAUGCUGUUUACAAAAUCAUCAUCGAGAACAAAAUUUAUGAACAAAUGAUGAGCACACACAUCACGCGCAUAAUUUGUGAUUAUGACGCUAGUCACCCCUUUUUUCCUCUCGAUCUCGACUCUCUUUUUCAAUUUCGAUUGCCGUGUGAUGUUUGUUCUAAUUGUUGUCUUCUCGUUUCCUGGAUUUGUACCACGGUGAAAAUGUGUCACGGUACCAGAGAUGCUAGUCAUUGAUUAGGCGCGUGAUAAUAUUCCAAAAAAGAAGAAACUUCUCUGAACUGUUUGACAUCAUCGACCGCUGAGAGAAAAAAAAACCUUUUCAUACAGCAUUUUUUCGCAUUUACUACGAUGCCGCAAUUGUUUUUGCAUUAAUCUAUGCAUAUCGCGUGCCGAAACGUGAUGACCAAUACAAAUAACAGGCGAUCGCAAUCGCUAACACCCUUUCAUCGUAGAAUAUCAUUCGAAAACACAAUUUUUCCAAUCGAAAAUCCAUCGCACAAAUUUACAUUUGUUUUCUAUCGCUUCAAUCCUACUAAUUCAUCAUCAGCUGAGAGCUUGAUGAACGGCUAAUCAUUUUUACCGCAUUAAAAAAAAGUAGAUGUCAUGGAUAAUUUGCCGAUUUCAAGAUAACGCACACCUCCAGCACUUGGUUUAAGGUUAAAAAGUGACUCGGUCGUUGUUGUUUUUUAUCAAUUAAUCGAAUAGGAAAAAAAAAGUUGUUUUUUUCUGAUUUUAUCGCACAUUUUUUCCCCCUCAAUUCCAUUGACAUUGUUGAAUGGCGUCAGAACAGCCCUUUGAUUAGAAAAAUAGUCAUUGUUUUUCAAUGAACCCAUUCAAAAUUAUCUUGUAAUUAGACCAGAAAAAGAGAGAGAGAGAAAACACACACGGCGUGUGUUGAGUUGUGCAACCGCAAAAAAGGGCAACAUAUUUUGAAUUGAGCGCUCGAUAAAUACACCGGUUGUAUGUAUCAUCAUUGGCUAUUGUGAAAGAAAUUGCACAUUGUGUGAAAGGGAACAAACAAAAUUGCCAUUCACAUUGAAUAGCUUGCAAUUUUCAUUUUUUUUUCUCUAUUUUCGUUUUCACCUUUACAAAAAAAACUAUUUGCAACAUUGACAAAAAUCCAGUCAAAAAAAAUGAAGAAUCCAACCGAAAACCUUGUUUAAGUGUCAAGGAGUAUCGAUAAAAUUGUCUUUAAGAAGAAAAAAAAAUGCUGUCAUCUGAUUUGACAAUUCGCAAGAGGUCGCUAAAAGCCUGUAUUCCAUUAAAUAUUCGGUGAACAAAUAAAGAGAAUAUACACGAAGCUGUCACAUAUAUUAUUAUUAUCUCUCUCUUUCGCAUGGUACGCGCCCGAUGGUGUUUGUGUGUAUGUGGUCGUAUUUGUGUUAGUUGGCGCGCGCCUGACUUUUUGUCUCAGUAUAUGCAGCACUGACACAAGCGCGAAAUCGGUGCGUUUGACAGUUGCAUUUGGAUUUUGACAUUUUAUCCAUUGUUUUCUUGUGUGUUGUGUAUCGAACGGCCAUAGAAAUAGGGAAAGAAAGCGCGCGUUAAUUGUGGAUCGAAAAGAGACCCCAACACAAUUGAUCUAGUGUAUGUCUUUUUGCCUCUAAAUGUAUGCGUUCAUCAUUUGAAACUAUUUUCCUUGUUCGUUUUAUUCGUUUCCUAUUUCAUGUGCCUGUUCAUAUGCAGACAGCAAUAGCAAUUACACUAUUGACACAACACACCAGAGCAAUUCAAUCGACACAGAAGGAGGAGGAAGAAGAAGAAGAAGAAAAAACACACCAACGUGAGCCAACGCAGCCACUGUAUUUGUCUUUUUUCUUCCUCCACCUUGUUGCUUCUUUCUGCUUGUUUCUUCUCUCCAUUUGUGUGUGUGCGUCUGUGUGUUUGAUUGAGUGUGUCUCUCAUUUUCGGUGUGUUUUGUGUUUCCACACAGAAGACAGUUUUUAAUAUCCCGUGAAACACAAAACGGAAAGAACAAUCUUUUUUUUAUUCGUCGUGUAUAUUGCCCACUGUACACACUUUUAGUGUGGUGCUUGUGAAGUGAAUGACUAUUUUUCUUUCUUGCUUUUCGAUGGAAAGAUACCGAAAUUCAAAUCUAUAUAAAUUAUAAACUUUUAGUGCGUGUGAUUUAUUUUCAUUUCAUAUAUAAAAAGUUCGUACGCCUAUUGCUUUUGUGUUCAUUCUUGCGAAGUGCAUCGGAGAUAUUGGCAAUUUUAUUUUAUAUUUUCAACAAAAGAGACCAUUAAUAAGUGGAUAGGAAUAAUAUAAACGCGAUCUGACCGUGGAAUAUAUGUUUUGACAGACGGUUUCAGAUUCGUGUUGUUUUUUUGUUUGUUUGCGCUGAACAUCAAUUUUCCAAACAACCUGUUUGAAAACCAUUCGCCAUAAAUCGACAAGGGCGAAGAAGAAAAACGCCAGCGAAAUUCAUUGUUUGAUUUGUGUAUGGAUUUAAUGUGAGUGAUAAACUUAUUUGCGAUUCAUUUGUGUGUUUGGAAACAAAAGAAAAAUCAUCCAAUUAUGUUGGUUUUUUCGGAUUACCUAUCAAAUCAACAAUAUCUAAUUGGAAAUGUUGGCUUAAGACAGAGAUUUAUCAAGAGUUAGAAUUGGAAAAAAAUGGAUAAAAAAUUGCGCAGAAAGCAGUGAAGCCCGGUUUAUCAUGUUUCGCAGAGAUCACGUCAAAAUAGAGCUCACCCAUUCCGAUUGAAUUGGAUUGGCGUUAUCAUGUUUUUGGCCGAGAGAUUAAUUCAUGUUUACCUGUGUGUUUGUGCGACGUUUGCAAUAGUGAUGUGAUUUGUGUGGAUUUUAGUCACAGCCAAUUGAUUUCAUUAAAUGAUCCACCAAGUUUUGCGUACUAUUCAAUUCAAAUUAACCACUGAAACGUCAACAUUUGACAUCUAAACAGUCGAUAUACUUCAAAAAAAGCGCAAUUUCCUGGAAAUUAACUCAAUAUGUUCCGGUCCAUUCAUUUGUCUCUCGCAAAAUAUGGCUUCAGACGAUUUGUCAUUCAUAAAGAUAAAGAUUCCGUUCGACCACUAUAAACCUGAAGUUGCAUAAAAAUUGUGCGCUCAUUUGAAAAAAAAGACAUAAAGAAAUUCUUAUAAAAACGAUUUUUUAGUAUUUUUGUGACUCGAUGCGUCAGUUUUUUUUUUGCGUGAGUGUAUGAUUUAAACCAAAUGGGCUUUGAAGCAAAAGCCCCGUGGUCAUAGCAUAGUGUGAAUCGGAAAUAUGACAGGAAACCGCGAAUCAAAUUCAACAAUCGCAAUCCCAUUAACACAUCGGCUACAUUCAUUUGUUGACAGCUACUUUCGACUGUCUACUUACAAAUUAGACAGACACAAAUUCUAACCUAUAUUAUUUUUGACGGCGAACCAAUGAAAAAUGUGUGUGCAAAUGCGUGAUUGAAAAGAAAAAUGUUUGGAAAAUAAAACGAUUUGAUUCGAAUUAAAAACGAAAUUCAUUUUUUACUUUCCUUUUGGUCAAAUCGUAAAAUGUCCAUCGAAUAAUUGGUUUGCGCGUACAACACACAAAACCAAAAGAACGACGUGCGAUGAAUACCAUAGAAAAAGUGCGGUUAACAUACACACAGGAGCGCAAGAGAAUUGUUGCCUCUCUUUCGCAUCGGGUGUCAGAUGAGAGAUACACACGACUAUAGAGCGCAUCCAUGUUAUAAUAUCGUGUGCGUCAAUGAAAGAUUAUUUGACAGAUGUGUUUGUGGAAAAGUACGACAAUCGAAACCACAAUAAGAGACAAAAAAAAGCAAAACAAAACACACAUUUUUUUCUUCUGUUUCACUACUAAUUUUGGAAUAAUUUACUUAAUUUAUUGGCAAGCAAUAAACGAAAGCGAAAAUAUUGCUCGACGUCAUUUCUCACGACUAAAACCUUCUUAUUUUUUUUUAUUUCGCAAUUCCAAUUUUAAACAUCAAUAAAUUUUCAUAUUCGGCUGCCAAAACAACUUGUGUCAUCCAGCAUCAUUCAUACACACACAUAUAAAAUCUCAUAAUUACUAAGCAUCGCCACAUCUAAUCGAAAGAAAAGGAAAUAACUGCAAGAAACGAACAUUUCAAGCAGAGAACCGAAACCAAUAAAAAAAGGUGCAAAUCGAGGUUCAAUCAAGUUAUAUGAAUCGAUCGAAGUGAGAGACGAAAAUUACAUAGCGAAGUGAGCGAGCGUCCGCACGCAAACCGAUAUUAUAGCGAAGGAAAAAUAGUUUAUUAAAAAAGUGACAACAACGGGCAGCAGGGAUCGACACUGCAUACGAAUACUAGAAAUAGAGUGUGUGUGAGAAAGAGAGAGAGAGGGGGGGAGAGAAAUAGAAUAAACGAUCGCACAUAUACGAAUCGAGUGAAGUUCGAAACGGUAAAUGAAAAACAAAAGCCAUCAAGGUUACGCCACUCAACGUGUGUGUACGCGACUCACUCACUGAUGACGGAUAUAGAUUUUUUUUUUAAAGAGAAGCAAAAAGAAAUAUUACUCAAAUAUCUAGAAAAGGAAUAACGAAAGAAGACCAACACUUGCUGAAAGAACAACGGGAUAACAAAGAAAGAUAACCCUUUUGAUAAGCCUAUAGCCAACUAACUAUACCAGGAGUGCUUCAACGAAAUUCAGAGUACUGAGUUCAUAUACACACCCAUUGUAAACGAAUUCUUGACGAAUUUCGCAUCCGAACAACGUAAACAACACCAGAAGAAAACAGAAAAUUGUACGAAAUUGAUUAUUUUCUCGUUAGUGUCGUGUUAAAUGCAAUAAUAUUUGCUUCCAAGCUCUGAAGUCAGAGUGCAUAUUUUUUUAGAAAAAAAGUUUACGAAAAAGUGAGAAAGAGAGAGACGAGGAAGUCGUGUGUGCCCAAAGUAGGAAUCGCGAUUAAGGAAUAGUUCCAGUGAUCGUCAACGAUCCAUCAAAAUAUUGAACCACUUGCUUUUCCAUUUGCAUCAUUCUACAUCGCAGCUUUGGCAUAUUCAUCGCAUUUGCAUCUCUCCUUAUAUACAGACUCUAUUUUAUUGUGAUAUCUGUACAUGUUUAUAAUCUAAAAACAAGAAUAUCUUGCGGGCGGCUGCUGUCGGUUUUUUUUUCUUCGGUGUUCUGCGUUGAAUGUGCAACAACAAAUACAAUAUUUAUAUUUGCAUUUUCAUCAAAUUCGCCGAAAUAUUUACCGAAAUUCAGAACACAACUCAAAAAGUGAAAACCACAUCGUUUUAGUUAAGGCUUCAAGAAAGAAAGAAAAACACAUAUAUUUAUACAUUUUUCUUUGAAUAAAACAAUUUGGUGUGUGCGUGUGUUAAAGACGAUCGUGGAUGAAUGGAUCCAGCCAUAGCUUGGUUUCAAGAAGAGCAAGAAGGGCCAUCGAAACGACUUUGGUUAAGUAUUUGGGAAACAAUUCAGGAAGUGGAAAUGGAGCAACAGCAACAACAGCCAAUCACACAUAACACCCAAACCACACAAGGGUUCAACAAUCAACCACAAGCACCGGCUGUGAUUACAAAUAAUACCAAUAAUUUUAUUGAAGACAACAAUCAAAAACAUAAAGGGACUAACAAAAAUAGCGUGAAUUCGUCGACGGUUCCGAUGGAAAAUGGCCAACAGUCAAAUCAAAUUACGACACAGUCAACCCAACCACCACAACAGCAUUCACAACAGCAACACAUAGAACGCUCAUAUUAUAAUCCAUCGCGGAGAAAAGCGGCCCUGUACGAAAACAGAGCCAGCACAUACAAUCUGAACCGAUAUCAACACAAAAUUAUUGGCAAACACCUUGGAUGCCCAUGGAGACCCAAUAAUUUUGUGUAUCCACCAGGUGUGCUUGGAUUACACACCGAAAUAGAGCAAUUCUAUGAACACAUGAUACCAACACGAACGGAGCAUGCAUUACGUAUGAAGGUCGUGAGUCGCAUUGAAUCGGUGGUGUUGCAAAUGUGGCCCGAUGCACAUGUCGAAGUGUUUGGUAGCUUUCGUACCGGAUUGUAUUUACCAACCAGUGAUAUUGAUUUGGUGGUCCUUGGCGCUUGGGAUGGCCUACCAUUGCGUACAUUGGAAACGGAAUUAUUGGACUGUGGCAUUGCCGAACCGAAUUCCGUGCGUGUACUGGACAAGGCCAGCGUACCAAUCAUCAAGCUAACCGAUCGCGAGAGUCAAGUCAAAGUUGAUAUAUCAUUUAAUAUGGAAUCAGGAGUGCGAUCAGCCGAAUUAAUCAAAGACUAUAAACGCAAAUAUCCGGUUUUAUCGAAACUGGUUUUGGUGUUGAAGCAAUUUUUGCUGCAACGUGAUCUCAAUGAAGUGUUUACAGGUGGCAUUUCGUCAUAUUCCCUAAUUUUAAUGUGUAUCAGCUUCUUGCAAUUGCAUUCGCGAAACCAGUCGUGGGAGAAUGCGAACUUAGGUGUUUUGCUAAUGGAAUUUUUGGAAUUGUAUGGCCGAAAGUUCAAUUACAUGAAAACGGGCAUCAGCAUUAAAAAAGGCGGUAGAUAUUUACCCAAAGAAGAUUUACAACGUGAAAUGGUGGACGGUCAUCGGCCGAGUUUGCUGUGCAUCGAAGAUCCAUUGACACCCGGCAACGAUAUUGGCCGAUCAUCCUACGGUGCAUUGCAUGUGAAACAUGCAUUCGAAUGGGCAUACAUUACACUAACGUCGGCUGUUACACCCAUCCAAAAUGGUACAAAUGACUGUACACGAAGCAGUAUACUGGGUCGUAUUGUUCGCGUUACUGACGAAGUGAUUGAAUAUCGAAAUUGGGUACGGGCCACAUUUGAGCAUACGCUCAUCUCACCGGAAAGUCCACCCGGUGGCAAUGGUUCAUCGUCGGGCAAUCUCAGUAGCAACACAUCAUCGUUGAAUACAAAUGUGUGCAAUACGAAUCAGCGGCGACGUAAGGGCAGUAUAUCCAGUGAAGAAACGUCGGAGGAGAGCAUGGAUUCGGACAAUGGUGAUUCGAAUUCGGUGUCGCGUGACAUAUCGCCGACACACGAACGUAGCGCGUACACCGUGAACAAAGUACAAAAUGAUCAAAUUCCAACCAUCGAAGAUGUCGACGCAAACACAAUCAUUAUCAUCGAUGAUUCUCCGGACGAAAAUGAACCCGUGCGUACUCCACUCAUGGAAGUACCACGUCAGAAACACCAAACACAGCCUUUAUAUACGGCACCUCGACUCUCCGAACGUUUCGAUCGCGUUUCGCCUUUGAAUAGUCGCCGAUCAAACGCCGACAACUACCAUGACAAUAAAUCAAAUCAACGGCAAAGUGGUAAGUCAUUGCGUCGUCACAGCACAAACACAAACACAUACACAUCCAGUACAGCUAGCCAAAAGGAACUAUCGCCAACCAAUCAACAAUCCCAUUUGCACCAGCAAAUGAACAACAACAGCAGCAGCAAUAGCAGUAGCCGAGAGGGUAUUCCAAACAUUCACCAUGGAUCAAGCAGCUUGAACAACAUGAACAAUCAAAAGAAUAAGAAGAUGCCUAAACGGAAACGUGUGACGGCUAAUUAUCAAUUUGACAAUAGCAGUGGAAGUGGUAACAGCGCAUCGAUGGGCGUAAAUUCCGUUCAAAAGCUAAAUAACAGUAAGUCACAGAUGCAACAGCAAGCACAAAGUAAUACAAAUGCCGCCAAUUCAAUGGGAAAAUCGUUAAAAAUGGGCGCAUCGAGCCGAUGAUUGUUGUCGAUGACGGCGGUGACGAUGACGACGAUGACGAUGACGAUGACGACGAACCCACAACGAGAUCACAAACAGCCUCGAUUGCCAAAACAAACGUUAGAAUGUACAUCUCGAUGGCAGAACUCACUGUCUCUUUCAUUUCCUCACUUUUAACACAUUUUAACGAAAUAAGAGUAAAGAUGAUGAAAAGAAGAUAUUGAAGAAAAUUAGCAAGAGCAACACGCAUAUAUUUGAAAUAAGAAUAUGAUAGAAUUUACAAAGAAUUUAAAACAAUAAAACAACAAA
Messenger RNA from Sitodiplosis mosellana (orange wheat blossom midge), 9984 nucleotides. Its product is annotated as terminal nucleotidyltransferase 4B-like. The transcript has 7 exons. Gene Ontology annotation, molecular function: mRNA binding; poly(A) RNA polymerase activity. Gene Ontology annotation, cellular component: nucleolus; TRAMP complex. Bases 7351 to 9696 code for a protein of 781 amino acids. NCBI's taxonomy places the organism in Eukaryota, Metazoa, Arthropoda, Insecta, Diptera, Cecidomyiidae. Gene Ontology annotation, biological process: RNA 3'-end processing. The record is from RefSeq and is a predicted model, not a curated record.